AUGGAUCGAACAAUUCUUUUGAUGAAAACCACCGCGCAGGGAGUUCCGUACCCUUCGCGCGUUGAAUUUUGUGGAGAUUCUUACUCAUCACGAAGAAGGGAAUGGACUGAUAUAAGAAUUGUGAGAAGACUGCAAGGAUCGCGUCACCAAGAGAGGCUUGCUGCUCGUAAUCAUUUCAGAGCGAUGCGUGAUAGUCAGCGAGCAGGCGGAAGCAAGCCUACCAGUGUAUUCAGGCUUGCAAUGGAUAACCUAAGGGAUGCGGAGCUUGUAGAGGAGUGUAUCAGGGAUUGUGAUACUCCAGAAUAUCUUACUUGUCCAUUGUUGGGCGAGCUUAUGAUUGACCCGGUGACAAUUGCCACGGGGAAGACAUUUGACCGACAGUACCUCAAGGAUUGGUUUGAGAAGAACGGGCAUAUCUGUCCUGUGACCGGCCAGCCUGUUUCAGGUGCCAUUGUCCGAAACGAGCGUAUCCGAGGGUAUUUGUACGAGUGGGAAGAAUCCAAGAUGGAGCGGAUCACCAAGGUCUCAAAAGAACAUGAAGUGAACUCACGUAGUAGUAGGAAUGACAGUAUAGUUCGUCAUAUUUCACUGCCUGUAUAUAUAUAUGUCUUGUGUGCUUCCCGAAUUACACUGCUGCUACUUUUUAUCUUUUACUGGAAAUAUAAACAGAUCAUUACAGUCUCUUGUGCCUAA
Messenger RNA from Triticum aestivum (bread wheat), 693 nucleotides. Its product is annotated as U-box domain-containing protein 1-like. Gene Ontology annotation, biological process: protein ubiquitination. Gene Ontology annotation, molecular function: ubiquitin protein ligase activity. Bases 1 to 693 code for a protein of 230 amino acids. The transcript has 5 exons. The record is from RefSeq and is a predicted model, not a curated record. NCBI's taxonomy places the organism in Eukaryota, Viridiplantae, Streptophyta, Magnoliopsida, Poales, Poaceae.